AGAUACCUUUCCUCACCGCUUUUCUAUUUCUCUCUCUAAAUCUGUUAGCUAUUUUUUCUGCGAAUUUGUUGGAUCGCCUUGCGAAGAAGAAGAAGCCAUGAAUAAUCGGCAUGAUCCGAAUCCUUUUGAAGAAGAUACAGGAGUCAAUCCUUUUGCGAAUGGAAAUGCUGCUGCUGGAUCAAAAUCACGCCUUCCUCAAAUGGUUGCUCAGACUUUUGGUUUUGGCCAGAAACAUGAUGCAACAGUUGAUAUACCUUUGGAUAACAUGAAUGAUUCAAGGAAAAAGCAGAAUGAACUUGCAGCCUGGGAAGCAGAUCUAAGAAGGAAGGAACAGGACAUCAAACGUAGGGAAGAUGCUGUUACUCGAGCUGGCGUGCCUACUGAUGAUAGAAACUGGCCUCCAUUUUUUCCAAUCAUUCAUCACGAUAUCUCCAGUGAAAUACCUGUUCAUGCUCAGAAGUUGCAGUACCUGGCAUUUGCAAGUUGGUUAGGUAUAGUUUUUUGCCUAGUGUUCAAUGUGAUUGCGGUGAUUGUCUGUUGGGUUAAAGGCGGUGGUGUGAAAAUAUUUUUCCUUGCAACAAUAUAUGGUUUGCUUGGAUGCCCUCUUUCAUAUGUCCUUUGGUACCGGCCACUUUAUCGUGCGAUGAGGACUGAUAGUGCCUUGAAGUUUGGUUGGUUUUUCUUGUUCUACAUGCUUCAUAUAGCAUUCUGCACAUUUGCUGCUAUUGCUCCUCCUGUUGUCUUCCAUGGGAAGUCUUUAACGGGUAUUCUUGCAGCAAUUGAUGUCUUCGGUGACAGUGUUUUGGUUGGGGUAUUUUAUUUAAUUGGAUUUGCUUUCUUUUGCUUGGAAACGCUAUUGAGUUUGUGGGUUCUUCAGGUUUGUAAGAAGAGUUGUUAAUUAUCCUGCUUUGUUUGAGAUUUGUUUUUUAUUUAUACUUAAAAAGGUCUUGUUGUUUUAUGAUAUUUACAGAAAAUUUACACAUUCUUCCGAGGUAACAAGUGAGUGAAUGCGCAUGCACUGCUGCACGGUUGUUGUUGAGGUUUUUUCAGUAUAUUUGGUAUGACUCUUCUUUCUUCCUCCAUAUUUUCCUCAUAUCUAGCAGUUAAAAACUGAAUUGAGAAUUAUGUUCACUGUUGUUUGCAUUUGGUAUGUAUAUUUCAGAUGAUUAUUAACACACCAAACCAUUAUCUCAUUUUUAGUACAUUUCUUCUCACUUGUAGCAUUAUAUAUCAUUCUUCACAUUGUGUGUUUAUUUUUGGAAAAAGUUCUCAACUUUCAAAU
Molecule: messenger RNA, 1282 nt
Organism: Impatiens glandulifera
Lineage: Eukaryota; Viridiplantae; Streptophyta; Magnoliopsida; Ericales; Balsaminaceae
Product: secretory carrier-associated membrane protein 4
Exons: 11
Coding region: 98-898 (266 amino acids)
Biological process (GO): protein transport
Cellular component (GO): trans-Golgi network membrane; recycling endosome membrane
Source: RefSeq, a predicted model, not a curated record